UUCCAUUGAUCCAAAUUGAUCGAUAGAAACAAAAACCAAAAGUGAAUGAAAAUUGUGCAAUUUUCAAUUCCGGAGGCAAGAAUGUUUGAUUAACGCUUAUUAUUCAAUAUUACACCUUCUCGUAACCAACGUUUAGGGGUCAUCAAGGUUGAGCGCGUCGUUGGAGAGCAAGUUGAGGUGGAAAGGGUGGUGGUUGUACGCUGUGUCACUCUAUAUAUAAAGUGGCAGUGGGCACCCCACGCGAUAUUAAGAACGUUCACCGCAUCUGCGGUAACAUGGUUUCCAGUUACAAGAGAUCAUUAUCUGCCGCCGUCGAGAUGACGCCAUGGCUGAUGGCAAUUUUCUGUCUGGUUACCGCGGGCUGUUCAAACGUCACGGACCAGCAAACAUCCGAGACACACCACGAUCAACAGGUGGCGAUCCUGAAACAGAUCAGAAAAGUGAAUGAAGACGGUUCUUACACUUACGGUUACGAGGCUGGGGAUGGAUCUUUCAAGGAGCACGUGUCCGUCGUACAAAGCAUUCCACGCCUAAAUCGCACCACCACGACCAAGAAACCAAACAUCGUCUACCCUUCCUCGACCGAAGCAUCCACAAAAUCGUCGGUGGUCCAAUCCAUACCGCGAAACAGAAAGACGACGACGACCACUUCCACGACCACAACCACCACCACCACCACGGAACAACCGAGGACGAUAUUCAGUCAUUAUCUGAAAGGAACGGGGAAGAGUAGGCCACGUUUCAUUAUCAACGGCCAGCAGAGGCCACUGAUAAUCGAAGAGGAAAGCGCAGAGGACGAGGAUUCCCAGAUAAAUCGUCCAACCACGGAUGACAAAACGUCCACGUACAGAAAGAUCAUUUUUGCCAAACGGCCGGUCGAUCAAACUUUACGGCCCAUCUCUGACGAUUUCAUCGAGAAAGAGGACGAAACCAAAGUGACGAGUGGGAAUAAUUUAAGGAGGCAGCUGCACGAAGACACCACGAAACCUAGUCCGAUCGUAGAGGGGAGUAACGAUGAUCAUUCCGACGUUUACGGUGGUUCCUUGUCCACGACUCGACCCCUGUUCACCACGUCCACUCCACCAAGGGUUCUGCAACGCGUCUCGCCGGCUGGUCGAGUGGAAAAGCCGAAAGUGUACGUCAAUCGGGAGAACCUAGCCCCGGCAAGAUCGUUCGAGAACGUAAAUUCCAGAGCUUUCGAAGCGGAGACGAAAACGGUUCCGGAGGAGCGUGUCUCGCCUCAACCAAUUUUGAUUCGUGGCCCUCCACGCGUGGCGGAAAAUCGAGAGUAUCUGCGCCAAAGCACGGAGCCGAUCUUCGUCAGACAACAGCCGGAACAGUUUUUGCGCGAAGUACCGGGAGGAAGAAUAUUAGUCCCCGCUCAACAGAACAUCGAGGAGGAUCCCGCUUACAGGCCUCUCUCUGUCAACAGAAUCUUGUUGCGCCCUCUGCCAGGCCAACAGCCACUUUACUCCACGACGACGGACGCGAACAUUCACUAUCUAACGGAGAAUCCUCUCCCGGAGCAAGAAGAGGACCCAAGAGUCGCGAUGGCGCCGGGCUACAUGCGUCCAAGGCCCUUUCCGCGGCCCGUCAUCUUCCAAGAGCCAAGGCCCAGGCCCGUGUUGAGACCCGUCUCCCCACCUGUCACUCCAAUCGACGAUAGGGAGUACCAAACGACCUCGGAAUAUCCUUACAGGAGCAGCACUCUGGCCUUGCCCCCGGAACCACCGAAUCCAAUCAAUCCACCUCUGAGCAGACGCGACUUCCAAUUGCUGUUGAGGAGGUUGCUGGUCAGCCAGUACGGCGUCCAGGCUCUCUCCUAUCCGAAAACUUACCUGGAGGACGCCUUGUACGAUCAGCAACCGUAUCCCUCUUAUCAGCCGGGCUAUCAGACUGUCGCGCCGCGAGCGGAAAUUGGCUACGAUCAGCAAGUCCCGCUUCAGUACGGCGACCGUGUCCCCGUCAGACGUCCCACCGUGUACACCAGCAGGGCCUUGAGUCCUGUCUAUCAACCGCAACAGUACGAGGAUUACAACGACGGAAGGUACUCGAAGAGGGUAUACAGGCAGAAGUUCUACGCGCAAGAGGUCGGUGACGAGGGGGACGAAAUAUUGCCCGCGCCUAUCCGAGAAGCUUUGCUGCUGAGGAUGCUGCAACUGGCGAUCAACGCUGAACGACCAUCCACCAUGGUCACGUCGCCGGUUAUGACCACAACAACGCCUGCUUCGAGAUACAGGAAGACUGGACCGGUUAGAAGCGUGCAGAUUAUCACCGAUGAGGAGGAGGAAGGGAAGGAAACGAUGAAGAAGAAGAUGUGAGAAAUUCUAUGUUGACGACUUCUCUACGUGGUUAUUAUUAUGAGAUCAAAGAGGAGUUGAGCGUCGGAAUUUAGUUCAUUUUUUUUAUAACGAAUAGUAGUAGUUUCGUUUCGCAGAAUUUAUGCGAGGUUACGCGUACGAGUGAUUUCAGAAAUUAAAUAGGAUGAUGUAAUUGUAAUUGCGUAGAAAAGUUAAUGUUUGAACUGUAGAAUAUAUAUAUAUGGUUUUUAGGGAAUGACACGUGUUGACAAUUUAAAUAGAUUCGAAACAUUAAAGGAUAAGCUAUAAGAAGUACACGUAAAUUUGUAAGCAAAAAAAUUGUUUCACAAUUGUUUGUACAAUUUAGACAAGAUGUUUCGAAAUAUAUUAUUUAUUUUUCUAUUAUAUUAAUUACGAUGUAAUCAUCCCUGAAGGGGAAGAAUUUUAUGAAGAAGAAAUUUCAUAAAGCUGUAUGCUUGAACCGUUCUCACACUCGACGUCCCUAUUUUUUUUUUUUUUUUUUUUACGUUUUCCCUCGAAAUUAUACCUCAUACUCGUUCCAAUCACUUGUCAA
This is a messenger RNA of Apis florea (little honeybee), 2874 nucleotides long. RefSeq lists its product as uncharacterized. Gene Ontology annotation, cellular component: chitin-based extracellular matrix. The record is from RefSeq and is a predicted model, not a curated record. NCBI's taxonomy places the organism in Eukaryota, Metazoa, Arthropoda, Insecta, Hymenoptera, Apidae. Gene Ontology annotation, molecular function: structural constituent of chitin-based larval cuticle.